Macrosiphum euphorbiae (potato aphid) is the source of this 4851-nucleotide messenger RNA. Lineage: Eukaryota; Metazoa; Arthropoda; Insecta; Hemiptera; Aphididae. The record is from the annotation of a GenBank genome assembly.
AUGGCGGCUGACGAGAGAAAUCUCACGAUAAGACGCGGCCAAUUAAAAGGCACGGUUACGAGAUUCUUGACUUACCUACAAAGUGAAGAAUUGGAUCCAAAUCAAGUAUCAUUAAGAAGGGAAAAAAUCGAAGAAGUUUGGCAUGAAUUUGACCAAAUUCAAACGGCACUUGAAUUGACGGAGAAUUUAAACGAAAGCACGGCGUACCGUAAGGAGUUCGAAGAUCUAUACUUUAAGGCUAUAGUAGAAGCAAAUAAAAUUGUAUCACUAGGAAUGGUAAAGGAGACUACCUCUGAACGAGGAAGUAUGGCGAUAGCGAGCGAAAGAAGUACAGGGAGAAACAGUAUGGCGCCUCAAGUGAAAUUAGCAGCAUUAAAAGUACCUGUUUUUAAUGGGGAUUAUUUAGAAUGGGCGUCGUUUUAUGAUACAUUUACGGCAUUGGUACAUACACACCCGGACCUAUUGCCCGUAUCGAAGUUUUUUCAUUUGCGCGAAGCGCUAUCAGGAGAGGCGUUGAACUCGAUAAGAAGUUUGGAGACCACAGCAAAUAAUUAUGAAAAAGCGUGGAGCAUUCUGUGUGCUAGGUAUAAUAAUAAAAAAGUGCGAAUUCAAGCUCAUGUGCGGGCAAUAUUUGAUUUGGAUGCGCUGCAGAGUGACUCGGCAAUAAAACUUAGGUAUUUUUUCGAUGCGUUGUCAGGUCACAUGCGAGCUCUAGAGGCGUUAGAGCAAGAACCGGAAAGUUGGGGGCCGUUAUUAAUGCACUUAAUUAGUACCAAAUUAGACAAAAAAACGUUACAAGAGUGGGAGGCGGGCAGCCCUAAAGACAGGAUUGCUGAAGUUUCAGAGAUAAUGCAAUUUCUGGAAAAUCGAUUUAAAAUAUUAGAAGCCAUCGAAUCAGCGAAAAACGUACAUAGUAGUACGCGAGGUGCUAUUAGUAACGGAUCGACAGGGCAAGGCAAAUCGAACAAAUAUAAUAAUCAAUUUUCGUCUUUAAUGAUAAGUGCGGGUUUAAAGUGUUACGUGUGUCAGUUGCCGCACACUAUCUAUAAAUGUCCAACGUUAAUUGCUUUACCGAUAAAAGAGAGAAUAAAUAAAGUAACUGAAUUAAAAUUAUGUAAGAUUUGUUUACGUCAGCACGAAAAUAAAAAGUGCUUUGCGAAAUAUUGCUUCAAGUGUUCGAAGCCGCAUAAUACAUUGUUGCAUUUAGCGCAAAUUAAAAAUGCAGAACAAGGUAACAAAAAUUCAACUGAAAAUGCAGAAGAGAGCACGUCGGCGGCAUCGUCAUCAAUAAGUGCGCAUACGCUGGUACAAAAUGACGAACAGGUAUUAUUAUCAACAGCGGUGGUGCAUAUACACAAUGCUAGCGGUGAAAACGUCGAAUGCCGUAUAUUGUUAGAUUCCGGCUCACAGUGUAAUUUAAUUACCGAAAAUAUGGUUCAAAAUAUAAGAUUAAAAAGGUAUCAAGUGCAGCACACAGUAAUGGGUAUCGGUGGGAUAACACAACCGGUUACGCGGGCUGUAAAUGUUUCAAUUACAUCGCGAUAUAAUAGUUUCAAUUUAAUAUUGACCUGCCUAGUGGUACAAAAGAUCACACAUUGUAUGCCUAAUAAUGAGGUUGAAAAUUGCGUAGCUCCCAAUGAUAUAAAUCUCGCGGACCCGUUAUUUAGACGUCCGCAAAAAAUAGAUUUGUUACUAGGGAACAAACAUUUCUUUGAAAUAAUAUGUACCGGCCAAAUUAAACAGCACGUGGCCGGACCGAUAUUUCAGGAAACACGUUUCGGCUGGGUGGUAGCUGGACCGGUCUUAAGAAAGAGCUGUAAGGAUACCAAGAACGUAAGUAGCGUAACACACACGACAGCGUGUGUGGAAAAUGACACGCAUUUUGAAAAUUUGGUAUCAAAGUUUUGGCGUAUAGAAAAAUUGGAGACGGACCCACCUUUAACAUUAGAAGAAAAAAUGUGUAGGAGUCAUUUUGACAAAACAGUCCAACGGGACAAAACCGGACGUUUUAUUAUCCGUUUGCCGUUUAAAAAUACAAAUAACGCGUCCGCAUUAGGAAAAUCGUAUCAGAUCGCAAGGCGGCGAUGGGCGGCGACCGAGAAUAGACUCCGAAAUAAUAUACCUCUACGCGAAGCAUAUACGCAAUUUAUGCACGAAUAUGAAGCGUUAGGCCAUAUGGAACGGGUAAUUGAAAAAGAGGACGAGGAAAAUAAAAAGAGUUGCUAUUUGCCACAUCACGCGGUUAUAAAUGAAAAUAGUACGACGACCAAGGUGAGGGUGGUGUUUGACGCGUCCUGUAAGACAGAAUCUGGCAACAGCUUGAACGAUUUAUUAUUAAAAGGGCCCGUUUUGCAGGACGAACUAUUAUACAUAUUAGCGCGUUUCCGUACCUAUAAUUAUGUCUUAUCAGCUGACAUUACAAAAAUGUACCGACAAAUUAAAGUAGCUAACGAAGAUUGUAACUAUCAGCGGAUAUUGUGGCGAGCCGAUCCAAAAAUGCCAAUACAAGUUUAUCGUCUUACCACAUUAACUUACGGUACAGUACCUGCAGCUUUCAUAGCAACAGCUUGUUUAGAAAAAUUGGCUGAGACAGGAAACGAUUACCUACGUGCACGUGAAUCCAUAAAAAGGGAUUUUUAUAUGGAUGACUAUUUGAGUGGCGCGUCAACAAAAGAAGAAGCUAUAAGGUUAAAACAUGAAGUACUGUCAAUAUUAGAGCAAGCGGGUUUCGAGCUACGGAAGUGGUCGUCCAAUGACCCUAGUAUUAUAAAUAGUAAUAUGUCGGUCGGUGACAAAGGUGCGGGUAACGACGUGCGUGUUUUCGAUUGUGCGAUAACAAAAAUACUAGGCCUAUUCUGGGAACCGAGCGACGACGUAUUACGGUAUAAAGUAAGCGAAUACGUUGAAAAUACGGAAAUUAUUAACAAACGAAAAAUACUGUCCGAAAUAGCUACAAUAUUCGACCCCCUCGGUUUAGUAGGUCCAGUGGUAGUAGUAGCUAAAUUAUUUAUGCAAAAUUUAUGGCAGUUACGUGUAAACUGGGACGAACAAUUACCGAAAGACGUAUCCGACGAAUGGCUACAAUACAAAAAAUGUUUACCGCGACUAAAUAAACUAGUAAUUCCGCAUAUGAUUAUUAGUAAACAUAAAAUCAUAAAUAUCCAAAUUCAUGGAUUUGCUGAUGCAUCGACAAAAGCUUAUGGCGCAUGUUUGUAUUUACGUAGUACGGACGAAGUAGGUACACAUACAGUGAGACUUAUAUGCGCCAAAUCUAAGGUCGCACCGUUAAAAACGAUAUCAUUACCGAGACUAGAACUAUGUGCUGCGUUACUAUUGGCGCGUAUGCAGCAUCGUGUAAUUCCAAAAUUACGACUAGAAAUAGAGAGAAAAUAUUUUUGGUCGGAUUCUACUAUUACUCUUGCUUGGAUCUCGUCACCGUCCACCAGGUGGAAAACAUUUGUUGCCCACAGGGUUGGAGAGAUUCAGGAUUUAUCCUGCACUAGUGAGUGGUCCCACGUUAGUACACACGACAAUCCAGCUGACUUAAUAUCGCGCGGGUGUGAUGCGUCACAAAUUGCGGCUAUGGAAUUAUGGUGGUAUGGCCCGAAGUGGUUGUGUUUAAAUAAAGAGGAUUGGCCGGCAAAAAAUGAGGUUUUACACCAUCAAUUAAAUGGUAAAAAUAUUCCUGAAAAACAAAACGUUAUAGAAUUUUCCGGUAUUACCACGGAUACAUUUUCUAUAUUUGACAAGUAUUCGUCGUUGAAUAAAAUAAUACGAAUUACCGCCUAUUGCGUGCGUUUUUAUAAUAAAAUAAAAGAACCAAAAAGAGCAGAGUGCGGAGUUUUAACAACAACUGAUUUACAUAAUGCAAAUUUGCGACUUUUAAUUAAAGUACAAAAGGACCAUUUUGAAAAGGAGUUAAAUGAAUUAAAUUCGGAAAAUGGUCAGGUAUCGUCGAAAAGCAAGUUAUUCAGAUUGAGACCGUUUCUCGACGAAGAGGGAUUAAUCCGUGUGGGCGGGCGGCUAAAAAAUGCGUUAUCAUUAGGCAUUUUUCAAAAGCACCCCAUAUUAUUACCAAAAGAGUCCGCGUAUACAAAUUUGUUGUUUCAACGGGAGCAUGAACAGUUAUUACACGGGGGUCCACAAGCAAUGUUAGCGUCGAUCCGGCUGCAAUAUUGGCCACUUAAUGCCCGGAAUAUAGCUCGAAAGACCGUGUACCGUUGUGUGAAAUGUUUUCGAAUGAAGCCUACCGUGGUACAACCAAUCAUGGGUAAUUUACCUAGAGAGCGUGUAGAAAUCCAAUCUCGUGCAUUUCAAAUCUGCGGUGUCGAUUUCGCGGGGCCUAUAAUGGUAAAACAGAGUUUAAGGCGAAAUGCACCCGCGACAAAAGGGGUAGAAGCGUGUUUAAAUUCUCGGCCUUUAACGGCUUUGUCCUCGGAUCCUUCCGAUUUAUUAUACAUCACUCCAGCUCAUUUCCUAAUCGGAGACUCCCUAAUGUCUAUACCGGAGCGGGAUGAAACAAAUACUCAGGUAAACCGGUUAGACCGUUGGCGUCGCGUUCAACAAUUCUCACAAAUUUUGUGGAAACGUUGGAGUCGAGAGUAUUUGCAUCAAUUGCAAGAGAGGUCAAGAUGGGCUAGUGAAAAGGGACCCAAAGUGGAUAUCGGCAGUGUAGUUUUAAUUAGUGAAGAUAAUCUGCCACCCUUACGGUGGAAAAUCGGACGAGUGAGAGAGGUGACACGGGGAAGUGACAACAUCAUUCGUACCGCGGUAGUAAAAACGGUUGAUGGCGAGUUAACCAGGGCAGUGCGUAAGCUGUGUCCACUACCAUUCGAAGGCAAUGAUGGUUAA